Mauremys mutica (yellowpond turtle) is the source of this 766-nucleotide messenger RNA. It is a transcript of the gene MED11, whose product is annotated as mediator complex subunit 11. Gene Ontology annotation, cellular component: mediator complex. Gene Ontology annotation, molecular function: transcription coregulator activity. Bases 4 to 399 code for a protein of 131 amino acids. The record is from RefSeq and is a predicted model, not a curated record. NCBI's taxonomy places the organism in Eukaryota, Metazoa, Chordata, Testudines, Geoemydidae. Gene Ontology annotation, biological process: regulation of transcription by RNA polymerase II. The transcript is spliced from 3 exons.
CGCAUGCGCGGAGAGGGGCCGGGCCGGGCCGGCGCGCGCGGGGCCAUGGCCACCUACAGCGUCGCCAACGAGCGGCUGCGGGUCCUGGAGGAGCUGGAGCGCGAGAUCGGCGCCUCGCUGCAGAGCGCGGGGAACGUGAUCCUGGAGCUGUCGAAGGAGAAGCCCAACGAGCGGCUGCUGGAGCGCCAGGCCGCCCAGUUCACCGCCUCGGUGCAGAAGGUGGAGUCGGAGCUGUCGGGCCAGAUCCGCUACCUCACCCAGGUGGCCACGGGGCAGCCCCACGAAGGCUCCAGCUACUCGGCCCGCAAGGGCUGCCAGAUGGCGCUUAACCGGGUCGACUACGCCCGGGUGAAGCUGGGGGAGCUGGCCCGCACCUGCGAGCACAUGCUGGAGCAGUAGGGGGCGCCGCCGGGAGCUCGGCGCACGCCAAGGACACGCCAAGGACACGGGCUCGCCGCUGGGCUCCGCCGUUUGCCACGGCCAUGACCCGUCGGACACGCGAGGAGGCCCCGGGACACGCGCUGGGGGUCAGGCAAGCCCUGGGAUGACACGGGAUCUCCGGCCUGGCGUGGCGUGACAUGGGAUCGACACGGCGGCCGGGCCACGCUCCAACAUACGGACCGGUGUCCCCCCCACCCCACCCCCCGGGCAUACCGGGAACAUGCUGUGACCCACACAGUCACCGGCUCGGGGGCCAGCGGGGGCUGUUUUUUCUACUGCCUGUGUUAAAUAAAAGGGAAAAAUACCCAAUUUGUCCCACGCUGAG